This is a messenger RNA of Prorocentrum cordatum, 1143 nucleotides long. The record is from the annotation of a GenBank genome assembly. Lineage: Eukaryota; Dinophyceae; Prorocentrales; Prorocentraceae.
AUGCCGAUCCGCCCGCUGGUGGCCCGUCGCGGUUGGAAGAGCGUCCCCGACAGACUGGCGCAUGGCGAUGCCGCGCGACGCGCCCAAGCGUCGCAGGUGCGUGCAGGCAAGCAGGCCGUUGCAGGCGCGCGCGACGAGGGCCUGGCACGGCGGCAGGGUGGGAGGGCUGACCUGCAGCAUUUUGGACGGCAGGGCGGUUCCCUCUUCGACUCGGAGCUGCGCCAGUGUGCCGACAGCGCCGCGGUGCUGCGGGUCGGCGGCUCCACGCGGCUGCCGCUGGGCAUGGAGGACCUCCGCGCCUUCACCAACCGCCUGGUGGCUCUGGGCAAGGUGCCCCGGUCCGGUGGCGACCUCCACGGGUUCGUGUCCCGCGUCCAGGCGGCGCUGCCCGCCCUGGGCGCCGAGGCGGCCCACCUGGCGCUGGUGCGCUUCGCGGAGCUGAGCGUGCGCCAGGCCGCGCUGGCGGCCUGGCCGCUCUUCCUGCAGCACGCGGAGGCCCUGCCCCCGGCGCACUUGGCGGACGGCAUUUGGGCCGUGUCCGCGGUGCCGACGCCGCCGAACGACGUGGUCCUGGAGGCCACGGCGCUCGCGGCGGGGCGCCUCGCACCCCAUGUCGCCGAGCUGCCACCCGUGCUGCUCUACCGGAGCACCUACGGGCUGGCGCGGCUGGCAGGCCCCAGGCGCUGUGGCGAGUUCUGGAAGCGAGCGGAGAGGGCCGCCAUGUCGGCAUUGCGGCAGCGGGGCCCAUGCGUGCUGGGGCCGUCGCAGUUGGUGCGGAUGUGCUGGGCUUUCGCGCGCCGGGGCCCCCCAGAACGGCAGAUCUUUGAGGCAUUGGGCCCACGAUUGAGAGCUGCAGUGCCAGAGCUGAAGGACACAGAGCUCGAGGCCUUAUACUCCAUGCUUACAGAGCUGGAGCUCGUGGGCCAGUGGCGUCUCAUCCACGACAUCGAGCGCGCGAUGGAGGCACGGCAGCAGGGCCCCGCGAACGAGAAGGUGCCAGGCGGGGCUGGCGCAGCGCCAGGCGCACACAAGAAACCCAGGAAGCGGCUGUACGCCCGCAAGUGGUCCAAGGUGAGCUUGACGAGACCGCUCUUCCCGAAUACGCGUGGCGGCAAGAAAUCCAGCAACCCCCAGCGCUGGUAG